Molecule: messenger RNA, 2250 nt
Organism: Eupeodes corollae
Lineage: Eukaryota; Metazoa; Arthropoda; Insecta; Diptera; Syrphidae
Exons: 1
Coding region: 14-1693 (559 amino acids)
Source: RefSeq, a predicted model, not a curated record
UCAGACAGAAAAAAUGUUUCGGUCCCCAUUCGUGCUAGUAGUUUGGCUCUUAUUGACAGUCCUUGCUAAAAACACUAAACUUCGAGAAUUUAUCGUGAAGAUCUAUAAAAGGACUGAUUCAGCGGAUGUGUUUUUUAUUGGAACACAUGAAGAUUUCUUAUCAGACUUUGUGAAAAUUGAAGUCAACAUACCAAUAUCGUUUUUUGACGAUAGUUUCAGUGGAAACUUUAGACAGUGUAACAAUGCGUUUAUUGUUUUUCUUGUUCCAGAGAAUAACGAUGCUUAUUGGAAAAUGUUAAACAACUUAAUUCACAGCCUUCCAGUACGGAAGUUUGCUUUAAUAAUCGCCAGUACCUUUAAUAGUUUGAAUGAAUACUUUUAUUUUUUUGCUGAAAGAAACUUCACAAGAAUCUUUGGAAUGCUUUCGAACAGCUCAUCUUAUGCAUUUCUACCGUUUGCUGAUAAUCAAGUGCAAGAACUUUCCGAAGAAGAUAAUCUGCCGGAUGCGUUGAAGGAUCUUAAUGGAUUCGUUCUUCGAACAACAAUCCAGUUUGAAUCACCAAGAAGUUUUUGGUAUCCAAGUAGUAAUGGACAAGAAAGUAUUGGUGGACGGUUUGGUCAAAUAUUUCUGCAAUUCUUGAAGAGACAUAAUGGAACAUUUAAGGAAAUAUGUAUUGGUAAUUCAAGAAGUCUCAAUAUAGAAGCUGUGGUAAAUGCCACAAUAAACCAGGAGAUAGAUUUAAGCACAAACCCAUAUUUCCAACAAAAAAACCUGGACUUUAGUUAUCCGGUUACAUUGAACAGGUUAGUUUUAUUGGUCCCAUACAAUGGCUUCCUUCCACCGAAUCAAUACUUCUGGAGGCCUUUUACAGCUGGAGUGUGGUUGUGUAUUUGGCUAUCGGUUAUCUUGAUGAUAAUUGCUAAGAUCAUCCUUGAUUCACUAUCAAGUUCAAGGGUAGACGUUUGGUCGAGUUUUUGUGUAAUUUAUUUAAUGCUGUUGAAUUUGCCUGCACCAACACCUUCUUCAAACUAUCGUUUUUACUGUUUUGUGUUGUUAUUUGCAUUUAUCAUUGGAAUAUUUUAUGAUACUUAUUUUCAAUCAUUUUUGACAGUUUUCAUAAAAAUCAAACAGUUCGAUACUAUUCAAGACCUGGCAAAGAACAAUAUUCUCGUAAUGGUGUCAAGUUUUAGAUGGAACAACAUUAAGAAUAAUUCUAUCCCAGAAGAGUUAAUAAAAAUCAUCAGACCGAUUUCACCGCCAGAAUUUCUUUCUAAGAUUAUCUCUAUGCAAAACACGAACUAUGCCUUUGUCACGGAAGAAGACAUAUGUAACAUUUUGAUAGCUUUUCAAGAACCUCAUAAACAAAACUCAUUUCGAAUUGCUCGUGAAACUUUAUCAAUCGUUCACACUGGAUAUUUGCUUCCCUUUAAUUUCCCCUUCAAGGAAAUUUUAAAUAAUUUUAUAAUUGAAAUCAAACAAACUGGUCUAACUCAAAAAUGGGAUUCGGAUGCAAUUUGGCAAACAAAAAAAGCAGUGGGUUUUAAAACGAAAAUUGAUAAAAACAAAGAAGAUCGUAAUGUUCCAUUGACAGUGCAUCAUUUGGAAUUUGCUUGGAAUAGUUUAACAGUUGGAUUGACGAUUUCUACACUUGUGUUUUUUGGUGAAUUUGCUGUCUAUCGACGUAAUAUUUGACGAAAGCGAUAAAUAUUAACUCACAUUUUUUAUUGAACUUUCAAUUGUACGUUUGUAAGAAGACAUUAGCUAGUGUAUACAGAAAUGCAUGAGCAAUCAUAUGCAGAAGUAAUACUCAGUAUUAAACCAAAAGUAUAAACUUAAUGUCGUUUAUUAAAAAACGGGUUCGAUUGUUUUUGUACGAAUUUUGCUGAAAAAUUUUCUUAUGUUAAAUUAUAAGACCAUCGGUUUUUAAUUAUAAUCCAUAAGUUCAAUAAGCUUAUGAAAGUCAAUUGAAAUGAUUAAUAAAUUGUUCAGCAAAUCUUUGACAAAACCACAGAGACUUAAAUUCCUACAUCCACCAGAAUAAAUACUUUUUGGACGAGCGGUAAGAAGAAGUUUAAUGUUUACAAGAUUUCUAUCCAGCUAAUAAUGUUUCUAAUUGAUAUUUUGGAAUAUAAGGGAGUGAAACAAGAUGCUUUAUCACUUUAAAUAGCAUAAUACGAAUUUAAGACGAUAAAGCUGGAAGCGGUUCAAUAAAAAAACAUAAAGCGGUGUUAUUCAAAAAUAAAAUAAUA